Molecule: messenger RNA, 7151 nt
Organism: Podospora pseudocomata
Lineage: Eukaryota; Fungi; Ascomycota; Sordariomycetes; Sordariales; Podosporaceae
Exons: 2
Coding region: 4494-7151 (885 amino acids)
Biological process (GO): positive regulation of transcription by RNA polymerase II
Cellular component (GO): nucleus
Molecular function (GO): zinc ion binding; transcription cis-regulatory region binding; DNA-binding transcription factor activity, RNA polymerase II-specific
Source: RefSeq, a predicted model, not a curated record
GAUGGUGGGAAGCACAAAGGUUUGUGGCGCUGCACGAGAGCAUAUCAUUUUUGCUGAGGGGGAAAAAGGUAGGUAGGUGAGUCGGGUAGGUACCUGCCCGAGACAAUUCUUGUGGGAGGAAGGGAUACGUUGAGACAGCUGAGGUUUUGCUUAGCUAGGAUACGUUGUGGUAUCUAGAAUACAUCCCAUCCAUCCUGCAAUAGGUCCGCGUCUGACUGGCUCUAUGAUGGACCCGACUUAUUGACAUGAUACGUGCUCAGUGCUAUGUGGUAGUCGAAUAUCUAGUACACAUCCCACAAGCUCACCCUCCCAUCCUUGCUCCCUGCCGCGAGCCAGCGGGCGGUUCUGGCUUGGUGGAGGCGUUUUUGUUUGGGUGUUUGUUCGACCAACAUCUUGGGGACUUGCGUGGUAACCUCCUUGCUGUGACUCCCCUCAGGCUUCUUGUCGUCUGGUCUGGGGGUUUCUUCUUGAGGAGGAGAAGUAGCUGGAGAGGUGUUGGCAGCAGCAAAAGCAACGGCGUAACACCCCUGCUGGUGCCACUUUAGCACCGCGAGCUCCUUCAUCGUCUUGACGCUGUAGACCCUCACCAUCGAGUCCCAGCCUGCGGUGGCAAAGAUGAGAUUGUCGGAGCGGAUGCGGAGGGACUGUUGUCCGGCGUGGCGGGUGUUGAUCGUCAAGAUGGGGUCUUGGAUUAUCCCCGAGGAAGGAGGACAAGACGGGAUGGGGUGUUUGGCUAUGGUAGCGUCUGCUCCUGACGAGAGGAAGAAUGACUCAUCUGGGGAGACGUCAAGAGACAGGAUUGGCUGGGUGUGAGGGUUGGAUUGGUAGGUUACUACCCAUUUUGAUGUGUUAGGGUCGAGUUGGUAGACUGCCGCGAGACCGCGUUCGUACCCGGCGACCAGGGUUAGGUGAUGGCUUGUGGGGUGGUGGAAGAGGGAGAGGGACAUGGCCAUGCCAUUCUUCUGGUCGGGUGACGAGGAGGUGGGCAAGCCAACCGUGUGCUUUCGAGCGAGGGAGGGGAGGUGAAAGAUGUCGAUCUACAUCAGUGUCAGCUCGAGCUCAAAGUUGUGCAAGUCGAGGAAACCAGGAUGGCCUUGUCAGCAAAGGAGGAGGGGAAGAGUUGGGCAGACUUACAGAUUCCGAGGAGAGGGUGUUGGGUACCGCGAGGAGAAUUUCAUCUGCUGCUGCUGCGGCCGGACUGUUGUCUGGGUAUGCGGGACAAUACGAGAAUGAACAAAAGUUCAUGGUGCUGAUCUGAAGCACGUGGAGCAUCCAUGGCUUUGGACGGGGCUGUGAGGAUGGGUCUAGGGGAAGGCUUGUACUGAGGACAUUUUCGUGUUCGGCGGUCAACUUCCAGACCACCAGUCUGUUGUCUCUUCCGUGUCUACAGGAUCAUGAGCAUGUUGUCUACAAGAUUCGAAUCGUGGUGGCCUACGUUAUGAUGCGAUCGUGUCCCCAGCCUUCGAUGCCUAGUAUGGAGGCCGUAUGAGCUUGCCAAACGGCCCUCGGACGCAUGAUGGUCAGGUCCCAUGCCACAACAAAGCCGUCGGAAUCACCGGUCAAGAGGCGCUCAUUGUUUCGAACGAAGGCAGCCACCUGCACCGGUGUCUUGUGGCCUCGCAGAAUCGUCUUGGGCUGGGCGGGCCGCGCAUUGCUUGCCAUGUUCCAGUGAUCUGUGGCCGAUGAAUGACUGGCUGGUGAUUACCGAGCGUCGGAACAGCGUUUAUAUCUAGGGGUAGUGGGUGAUGACACAACGGCGGUAUCAAAGUCGAUUAGGUACCAUAGGUUCUUAGGUUGUUGUUGCUGCUGAUGGUUGGGUUAGUGGAAGUAGCGCUGUAAAGUCCGUCUCGCAGCACAUUGUUAGUGGAGCGGGCCGAUAGCUGAUCUGCAAAAGAGCUUCUAGAAGGCAGCUGUGAUCCGCAAAAUGUUUCAAAACACAGCGACAGUCCAUCCGUAUACAGCCAUGGCUUCAUAACUUGUUGCUCCAUGUCAUAAGAGGGCCGGGGAAGUGUGCAAUGCUUUGAUGCUCUGUUAUCUGAUGGAUCUGAUGAGGGCACCGAGGUACCGCGCCCCACCGACACCGCCUAUUUUGUCCAACCUGCACACGUUGGACGAUGAGCGUGAUGACAUCCACCACACCACGUACUUGUUCAACCGAUUUACCGUCGUGAUAGCUGUCCUUGGCACGUCAAAAAGUACCUACAUUGUCCCUGGACAUGUCUGCCACAACCUUCUUGGUGGGCACUGCGAUCAACGCCUCGUCGGAGAUUUAACUGAUCGAAAGUGGGGGCUUUCACAUGUGCCCUCACCGCACUGUUUGUCGAGUUCUAGAUAUCGAAAAUGAAUCUGAAGGGAUGCUGUCCCUGUACCUACUUACCUUACACAUCCUCACAUCUGGUCUCUCACUCUCACCCGCCCGAGCACCGGAGACCUGGUCAGCGCAACUGAGACCUCAUCUAAACCAUCAUCUCACUCCACGGGACUCCGUCUCGUUCACCGCCCCCGCACCCCCCGCAAAAGCACAGCGGGCGGGCGGGGAAGGGUCAAAACGGCGCGCCAGGGGCCCAGGGGGCCUGGGCUGCAUGCUACAAGGUGGUACAUACAAAGACUAAUUGAUGAGCGCGGACUCACCGACUCAAAAUUGUUCUGUACAACAAUUGUGUUCGAGUACUGCUCUGCUGGCGAAGUCUUACUUUGUUCUUUGUUCUCGGGAAAGGGGCGUGCCAGUCGCACGGUACUGGGGACGGGAAUCGGCAAACGGACGGGAAGCCAGAGGCUCGCCACGGGUUUCCCAGACUGUUGGGAUAGAGCUGAGGGAACUUUUGGUGGAAAUAUUCUUUGUUGUGUUCUUGAUACAGAGUACGCACUUGGAGGUGGCAGGUUGUCAAGAUGAGACAGAUCAUCAGCGGCUAUUGCGGUUUUGCCGAUCUAUACCAAGCUUUUACUCUCUUAUGCGACUAGGAAGCUUGUCGAAACAUCUGUUCUUCAGCAGUCCUUGGUAGAUAUCUGAUCAAUGUGUGCGUGUCGGUCUCACCAGAUUCUGAUCCGGACCAAGUCCGGUGCGUGUCUACCUAGGUAGGUAAGCAAGCUCCGGUCUCGCCAGCAAUGAAAUCCAGAGACAUCUUGAUGAAGAAAAGGGUCUUGGGACCUCGACUGAAGAAACAAACCAAGCUUUCGAGGUUUCAACAUUGACACUAGCCAAGCCCCCCAAACAGCAGGUUUUGCCGAUGCCGCCCCUCCCCCCUGACAAAGAACCGGUGGGCGGGGACCGGGAGCCUAAGCGCGACAUGACCCCGCUUCCGGUUCCCUGUCAUCAGUUUCCAAUCUCGACGCUGGAUCCUUACUCCAUGGUUGGGGUUUGUUGGGUUUGAGAGAACAAAGAGAGAGUCCGAGGAAGCGAGAUGCCUGCCGAGGACCUCUUCCCAAGAGAUCGGAGAGCAGCUUCAACGUUCAAGCGGGGAGCUGAGCAGCUACCUUGCUAUGUAGAUCUCGAGUAUUGGUGGCGUAUGCGCAACAUCGAUGGCCUGGAGAGGAGGAGAGCUAUGAAUAGAGAUGGCGUUGACGAUAAAGGGACUGCGUGUCCUAUACAUGCACCUACCUACAUACAUAUGUACUCCUACCUACAUAUGCACAAGCCAUCGCCUGGGUCUCUGUCCGUCCAACGCCCCAUGGGCCAUCCUGAACCCCCGAACCCCCCAAUCAUCCAUGGCAAAGGAACGGGUGCUGCCGCCAUCUACCACUGCAGGUUCAAUUUGGGACCGCUGGGAAGCAAGCAGCAUUCAGCAUUCACUGGCACACCAUCUAUCAACCCGUCCAGUCCCCCGCGUCGGUCACAUCGUCAAAUCGGCAGUGACGGCAUCAUCGAAGCCCAGGUCAACCCCGACCUGGAAGGCGUUGACCCCCGCCUUGUACCUGUUUGAUGUAACCCUCCCCGAGAGAGGCUAGAGGCGACCCCUGUCACCUGUUGCCGCACCAGGCCCCAGGUAGAUUCCCCCUGUCAUUCGCAAGCGCAAGGGGCUUGUCUUUCUUCCCGUCAACGACCUCGACGACAUCCCAUCUUUGAACUGUCAUCCAGGGCUUGACUCUUGCUCCAAUUGAUCUACAGCUAGGGUCAGCUCCGUUGGAAGCAGGGACAUACAGGCACACAUAGGACGACUGUUGCACUAUCUUCACGACCGGCCCUUCUACCACUACCUACUAUACGGCUUCCGUCGUCGUCGAUUUGCAGGGCUGAAGAUCGAUAAGACCACCGAUCAGUGGCCUCGGAGUUCGGCAACGCCAACCGGGAAAGCGGAAGCCCCGGUAACGGGAAUCAGCAUAUCAGCCUCAGCAAAACACCAAGUCCCCGUUCGCCUGACGGAUCGCCGCAUAGCACUAUCCACUCCCCCUACAAAAACCUACCUCAGGUUUGUUCGUCUCGGGGUCGAGACACGGCGGAAAGACUGGCGACCUUCAACGGCGGCACGGCUUCCUUCGUCCCAGGGGCAGUCCCGAUGACGGCGAACAUCAAUCUGCAUACCCUGUACAUUCAUCAGCAGCACAACUAUCAUGACGACCAGCACUACCAUCCCGAAGCCCAUUCCUUGACCCCUCCAGCACACCCCGAGGCCCUGUCUAGCAGUCCAGACAACUCACCUCCUCGGCCAAAGCGAGCCCGCUCCCUAAACCCUCUCACUACAGCAACUGUUGUUGACGCACAGGUCAAGAGGCCCACCAGGAGGUUUGUACAGACCAGCAAAGCUCGCCGCGUACGGACCGGAUGCUUUACCUGCCGCGAUAGACAUGUCAAGUGCGACGAGGGGGCACCGGUGUGCAACAACUGCUUGAAGAGCAACCGCCAGUGCAAACGAGGAGUACGGCUCAACUUUGCAGAGACGAAUCAGCAGGUCAAAGGACCACCUCGCACCGUUCCUCGAGGCAAAGACUGGCUGGUGACGUUUCAAGACGAUUCCCGAGAGAUAGCAUCCGGGUAUAAGGGUGGGCUAGAAUCCUACAGCGACGCUCCGGAUGAGGACCUGGGUGUCUCGCCCAUCGACGACUUUCCACCCAUCACCCGGCCUAGAAAAGCUUCGGCAGAUGUGCAGGGCAGCGGCGCACUUCCGUCUGGGAAUCCCUCUGCUUUCGAGGCCGCAAAAGGUCUGAGCAGUGUCCCGGAAGCAUCUCGUGCGCCAUAUUACCCCAUAACAAUCGAACCACCAACCCACCAAGAGCCGGUCCAUUUGAACGGAGGCCAUGGUCAAGUACAGGCACAUUUGCCCGUGAGGAACACCGAGCCUUUUGUGCCAAACCCCCCGCAGCCGCCGCAACCACACCACCACCCAUUUGCGCUUGAAGACUUGCUACAGCAACACCGGCCAGUCUACCCGGUACAGCAAAGAAGAGACAGCGAUGUCUCCAGCGUGACAUCCUCUUUGAUCCCUGAAGGAUCCAAUGCUCAGAACCCAGAAAACGAUGGCGAUGGCCCGAUGACGCCCUGUAGCGAAAACGGCGACGAGAGCCCGACGAGCGAGCGCGAUUACCUGAGCACCGAACACGAGAUCAACUGCAUGCAGGUCUUCAUCAACGACGUGGCCGUCUGGAUGGACGUGUUUGACAAAGACAAACACUUCUCCACUGUUGUGCCAUCGCUCGCCUUCAAGUCGACGAUGCUCCUGAAUGCCAUCCUCGCCUGCGGUGUCAAGCAGCACUCCCUCAUGUCUCCCCCAGCCUCCCGAGCCGCCGAGAGCGACAGGGCGAGGGUCUACCACGACACCUCCACCUCCCUCCUCCUCCGGUCGCUCCAGAACCCCGACCGCAACACGGACGAAUGCUGCAUCACCGCCGUCGUGCUUAACGUCUACGACAUCAUGAACGAGACAGAACCGUCCAAGCUCCCAGACGAGCGAUCCACCGCCCAGCAGCGCCAGCAACGCCUCGAACACAUCCGCGGCGCCCGUGCGCUGAUCCGAGAAAACAACUACAGCGCCGGCUCCGCCUCCAGCCUCGCCCGAGCUUGCUUCUGGCUCAACGUCGGACUCGAGGUCUUGUCGUGCCUCUCCUUCAACUGGACCACCUCCUGGGAGCCCGACGACUGGGGCAUGGACCUAGAAUUCACAACCUGGAUCGUAGGAAGCAGCUCCGGCAACGGAAGCGUGAUAGCCUCUUCGGAACCCGACCGCGGGGACGACCUCCCUUCCUUUUCCGGCCCGGCCGCCCAGGCCUCGUCGGGGGACGAGGAGCUCUGGGCCCAAAGAAUAAUCUACAUACUCGCCAAAGUGAUCAACUUCCGCGCCUCCUCCUCCCCAACCAUCCCCGUCCUUCACCCAAGCCAAUUCCACAACCCCGGUCAUCACCAUCGACAUCACGAGCCCACCCCCCACGACGAGCAGGUCAGGCUCCAGGGCCGCUUCGCCGAGUGGACCAGACUGAAAUCUUUGCUGGACGCGUGGAAUCACCGCUGUCCGAGGAGCAUGCGUCCCUCGGGGUAUGUCACCGGCCCGUCGUCCCGCUCGGCGUUUCCGAACGUGUGGUUGAUGAGCAGGCCGGCGAUUAUAGGACGGCUGUUCUACCACGUCUGCAUGGUUUUGCUCGCGCAGACGAACCCGCUUCACAAGGGGGACACGGAGGAGAACAGGUCGCUCCAAAAGCACCACGGCCGACAGGUUUGCGGGAUUGUGAGCACCAGUGCGGUGGGGGAUAAGGGGGUAGGGAGCGUGGCGAUUAGGGGGCUGGCCGUGGCGGGGGCCGUGUUGGAUAGUUCCCAGGAAAGGGACGAGGUGCUGGGGAUAUUGGGCAGGAUUGAAAAGUCGACGGGGUGGAGGUUGGGUGGGGUGGUGGCUGAGCUGAGGAAGGGGUGGGAGGUGAAGGAUGUGAUGCCGACGACGUUUGGAGGGCAGGUGGUGACGCUGCCUGGGCUGCCGGCUGUGACGAUGGGGGUUGGGAUGGGGGUGGGGAGGAUAGGGGAUUCGUUUUUGAGGGGGCCGGGGGGCCCGCCCAUGGGGGGGUCGUCGUCCAAGAUGACGAACCCUUUGUCGAAGGGGGCGGAUUUUAGGGAUCGGGAGCACCCUUAUCAGAACUGGUAUGUGAGGCCUAAUGGAGGCGAGGUUGGGAGUUCGUCGGGUGAGGGGGCAGGGAGGGAGGAGAGGAGGGGGGUUCAUUCUUGGGGCGUUUGA